This is a messenger RNA of Nilaparvata lugens (brown planthopper), 1901 nucleotides long. RefSeq names its product pickpocket protein 28-like. Gene Ontology annotation, molecular function: ligand-gated sodium channel activity. The record is from RefSeq and is a predicted model, not a curated record. The transcript has 11 exons. The coding region runs from base 228 to 1805 and encodes 525 amino acids. Gene Ontology annotation, cellular component: membrane. NCBI's taxonomy places the organism in Eukaryota, Metazoa, Arthropoda, Insecta, Hemiptera, Delphacidae. Gene Ontology annotation, biological process: sodium ion transmembrane transport.
CUCUUCCACUCGUCCUUUUACUGUUGAUUCUCUUCAUUCGCGCAUGCUUACUGAGCGGGUUGUUAAAGUUUAUCUGAUAACUAUUAUCAGUGAAAGUUGAAUGUUGAAUCGGCACAACCCUUUCGAAGAAGAGCAGAGUCAACUGGAUCUUUGGAGACGCACCACACAUUCAGCACACAUCUAUUCCAUUGCAAGUUAUCGCAUAAUAAUCCAGUGGAUUGGUCAAGAUGUCGGAAAAUGAGAGGACCAAACAACCCAUAAAAAGAUUCAUCAGACGACACAUUGUGGACUUUUGUGGACAUUCAUCUUUGGCUGGAGUCAAAUAUGUUGUCGCUGAAGGCAGGCCACUAUUCGAAAGAGCCUGGUGGAUGUUCGCAAUCCUCUUUAGUUUUCUGCUGAGUUUGUACCUGAUUAACGGGUUGUGGAUCCAGUGGAAUGAAUCGCCUGUUAUAGUAUCGUUUGAAGAAAAGCUGACUCCUAUAUGGGACGUUCCUUUCCCUGCUGUUACCAUAUGCAGCAAAAACAAAGUAAGGCGAACAGUUUUCAACUACACAGCGGUUACUGAGAAAAACUCUAGCGAAUUAACUGUUUAUGAGAAGAAGAAACUAUUUGAUGCUCAGUUGUUGUGUCAGAGGACAAACUCCUCUAACAAAGCUUAUGGAUCUGAAACGUUGAAUGAAUCAAGUAUUGCCUUUCUAGAAGAGAUUGCGGAAAAAUUUUUUUUUGAUUGCUUUUGGCGAAAAGAUAAACUUCAUCAUCAAUGUCGAGAUGUUUUCGAUCCAAUAAUGACUAACGAGGGCUACUGCAUCACUAUAAACUCACUUAAUCAUUCUGACAUCUAUCAUCAAGAUGGAUUGAACUCCAAGUAUCUGAAAUCGUUUCCGAAUUCCACCGAUUGGAACUUGGAGGGUGGCUACAAAAGCCAACCUCCUUCAAUUACGCAUCCACGCAGGUCCGUUAGACCUGGCAUCAAGUUUGGCCUGGAAAUUUCAUUGACAGCAAAAAACGAAGACUUCGACAGUGAGUGCUCAGGCGAUUCUCAGGGAUUCAUGGUAAUAUUGCACAAUCCAGCUGAGAUUGCUACUGCUUCCAAUCAAUUUUACAAUCUGCCUCCCAAUCAAGAAUUAUUUUUGGCUGUGAAACCCAACAUGAUGACUACGAGCAGCAAUCUCCUGAGCUACAGUCCUGAACACAGGCAAUGCUAUUUUGCACAUGAGAGGAAGCUUGCCUUCUUCAAAGUGUACACUCAAAAGAAUUGUGAGCUGGAAUGCCAAACAAAUUACACCUUGAAUCUAUGCGGCUGUGUUUACUUCUACAUGCCAAGAGCGAAGGAUACCCCAAUCUGUGGUGCAGGGUUCGAUCAAAUGAUAUGUGGGAUCUUCUAUGCUUAUAGUGAUGAAUUUCCUGAUCUCAUAGAGGAAUUCAAGAGCAUUAGUGAGUUACGCAUCGGCCCAAAUUGCAAUUGUUUACAAUCAUGCACGUCACUUGAAUAUGAAGCUGAAACAUCGCAAGGAGCUCUCAGUAUUAAAGGAGGGAUGGCGGAUAGAAGUUAUUCAAAAGUGACAAUUUAUUUCAAGGAUCCUCAGUUUAUUGCGACUCAUCGUAGUGCUUUAUAUGGACUAUAUGAUUUUCUUGGCAAAUGUGGGGGACUACUUGGAUUGACUAACGGUUUCUGCAUUCUGAGUCUGGUUGAAAUAAUCUAUUACUUGACAUUGAGACUCUACAGCAAUUAUUUCCAGGAGAAGAAACCGGAAGAAAUUGAAAUGGGAAAUUUAUCUGAAUGUGACAGUGUCGAAAAAAAUUAACUGUUGCUUCCAAAAUCAUGUCAUAUAGAUGGAAAAUUGACAGAAUUUUCUAAGCAAAUAAAUAUUUUCAACAUGACUAAUAAAUAUUUUUUUACA